This is a messenger RNA of Medicago truncatula (barrel medic), 920 nucleotides long. RefSeq names its product probable CCR4-associated factor 1 homolog 11. The transcript has a single exon. Gene Ontology annotation, molecular function: nucleic acid binding; poly(A)-specific ribonuclease activity. Gene Ontology annotation, cellular component: CCR4-NOT complex. The record is from RefSeq and is a predicted model, not a curated record. NCBI's taxonomy places the organism in Eukaryota, Viridiplantae, Streptophyta, Magnoliopsida, Fabales, Fabaceae. Bases 26 to 850 code for a protein of 274 amino acids.
AACUUGUACCUGAUUCAAGACCACAAUGAUAAUGAUGAAGGAAGACCCUGGUUCAAAACCAAUCAUGAUCCGUAAAGUGUGGGGAUACAAUUUGUCUUGCGAAUUCAAGCUCAUUAGUCAGUUAAUUGGUAAAUACAAUUUCAUCUCAAUGGACACUGAAUUUCCUGGAAUUGUUCAUUCACCCACAGUCCGCCGUCGCCUCCAACCUAACGAGCAAUACAGUUACUUGAAAGCCAACGUUGAUGCUCUAAACAUUAUUCAGAUCGGUCUUACCUUAUCGGAUGCAAUUGGUAACCUCCCUAGUGAUCAGAACAAUCGUUACAUCUGGGAAUUCAAUUUCCGUGACUUUAACGUCAAGAGGGAUCUCCACAACAAAGACUCCAUUGACAUGCUCCACCGUCAGGGUAUCAACUUCUUUCGUAACACUGUUCAAGGUGUGGACUCGUUUCAUUUUGCGAUGCUGAUGCGGUGGUCUGGACUGCUUUUCAACAACUCGGUGACAUGGGUGACAUUCCACAGUGCGUAUGAUUUUGGAUAUCUGGUGAAAAUCUUAACGCGGCAUUAUCUUCCUCGUAGCUUGAAAGAGUUUUUGCAUGUUUUGAGAGAAUUAUUUGGAAGGAAUGUGUAUGAUAUCAAGUAUAUGAUUCGCUAUUCAAAUGCACUUUAUGGCGGUCUUGAACAAGUUGCGAGUAUUCUUCAUGUGGAUCGGGCCAUUGGUAAGUGCCAUCAAGCUGGAUCCGACAGUUUGUUGACAUCGCAGACUUUUCACAAGAUGGUGAACACAUAUUUUAUCAACAAUGAAGUCAAAAAGCACGCUGGAGUCAUAUUUGGAUUAGAAGUUACAGCUUGAUAAAGAAACCUUGAUUUGAGUUUGAAUUGCUACAUAAUACAUGAUAAACAUUUAGUAUAUGUUUUAAUUG